Messenger RNA from Marmota flaviventris (yellow-bellied marmot), 2163 nucleotides. Lineage: Eukaryota; Metazoa; Chordata; Mammalia; Rodentia; Sciuridae. The record is from RefSeq and is a predicted model, not a curated record.
AUGGCGUCCAUUCUUCUGAGGAGCCCUGGCAGCUGGGCACCCGCCCGCUUCCCCAUGCCCGUCGCCACAGCGUGGAAGGGUGGCCUGGGGGACGGUGCUGGUGCUAUUCGUACCAACACCGUUGGGCUGGUCAGCCGCAUGGAUGCACCAUUUGGCUGCUGCGCUCGUGUCCACUCAUUGUACCGCUCCUUCAGAGGCCAUUGCUUCCGCGGCUGGCCUCUGAGGCCCGAGCGCUUGCACACGGUGGCAUCCGCCCCGCGUUUGGUUGUCAUGGGACCUGGGGACCUUCCUGUGCGCUGCUGGCACUCGUCGUACCCCCUCAGCAGUGGCUCCACAGUGACAUCUCCCAAGUCCCUCAGGGACAAGAAUAAGAAGCUAGAGGAAGGUAGCCCUGUGUCCAACACCACCGCGGAGGGGGCAGUGAAGCCUGGCCUCAAGCAGAGGAUCCUAGACGGGCUGAAGCACGUUUACCACGGCUUCCGCCUGCUCUGGAUCGACACCAAGAUCGCUGUGCGCACACUCUGGAAGAUUCUCAAGGGCCAGACCCUGAGCCGCAGGGAGCAUAAGCAGUUAGUUCGGGUCUGCGCUGACCUCUUCCGCCUGGUACCACUCCUUGCCUUUGUGGUAGUGCCAUUCAUGGAGUUUCUGCUACCCGUCGCCCUCAAACUCUUCCCCAACAUGUUGCCAUCCACGUUUGAGACACAAUCUAUCAAGGAAGAGAAGCUGAAGAAGAAGCUGCGGGUCAAGCUGGAGCUGGCCAAGUUCCUACAGGACACUGCUGAGGAGAUGGCCUCUAGGAACAAGGCAGCCACCAGGAGCAUUGCCAAAGACUUCUCCCAGUUUUUCCAGAAGAUCAGAGAAACUAGGGAAAGACCUAGCAAUGAGGAAAUCGUGCGUUUUUCCAGGUUGUUUAAGGAUGAGCUGACCCUGGGUAACCUGCCCCGGCAGCAGCUGAUGGCACUGUGUAAGCUGCUGGGACUCCAGGCCAUUGGCACCAACAGCUUCCUGCGCUUCCAGAUCACCAUGCAGCUGAGGUCCAUAAAGGCUGAUGACAAGCUGAUUGCUAAAGAAGGGGUAGACAGCCUGAAUGUCACACAGUUGCAAUCAGCCUGUCGGGAGAGAGGCAUGCCUGUCCUGGGUGUCACAGAAGAUCUGCUGAGGGACCAGCUGAAGCAGUGGCUGGACUUGCACCUGCACCAAAAGAUCCCCACUUCACUACUUAUAUUGUCUCAAGCUAUGUAUUUCCCAACCACCUUCUCUCCCACUGACCAGCUCACAUCCACACUGCAGAAGCUUCCAGAGAUUGUGGUGAAGGGAGCCCAGGUUCAGGUGGCCAAUGUUAAAGGCAGUCAGGUGGACAACAAGAUGAAGCUAGAGGCCACACUGCAGGAGGAGGCAGCCAUCCAACAGGAGCACUGGGAGAAGGAACUACAGAUGCUGUCCCAAGCAGUGGUAGAAGACACCUCUGGGAGGCCAGUGGCUGACCAGCAGCUGGAAGUGUCAGAUAGGAGCCUACCAUCAGAGUCCCAUCUCAUUGCCCCUGUGGUUGAGGUGUUGAAGGAAGAGGAAAUAACUAAGGAAGAAAUCCACAUACUCAGCAGUGCCUGUUCUCAACUGAAGGAGCAGAGGAAGUCCCUAUCCAAGGAGAAGGAAGAGCUUGAACUGCUGAAGGAAGAUGUCCAGGACCACAGUGAGGACUUACUAGAGAUCAAGAAGGAACUUUUGAAGACUGGUGGAAAAAAAUAUGUGGAAGCACCUAAAGCCAGCCAGAGGGUAAAAAAGAGAGUCCAGCAGAUGAUUGGACAGAUACACAGCUUGAUCUUGCAGCUGGAGUCAGACCAGAAGGCUGGCAAGCUAGAGCCAGCAAAGGGCUCACUCACAGGGACAGACAUUGUCAGUAUCACUGAGCUCGCCAGUGCCCUGAAGCAAAUCAAGCACAUUCCAGAAACUAAGCUGAUCCACUUGGCCUCAACAUUUGAUAAGAAUAAGGAUGGCAAGAUCAACAUUGACAAAUUCAUGAAGAUGGUUGAGCUGAUGGACAAAGAAGACAUUGACAUCCCCACCAGCCAGGUGGCCACAGUUUUGGCAAUGCUGGAAAAGGAGGAGAUGAUAAAGAAGGCCAAAGAAAGGGCUGAGAAUGAGGCUGCAGGAGUGAAGGCUUAG